Molecule: messenger RNA, 582 nt
Organism: Saxophila tyrrhenica
Lineage: Eukaryota; Fungi; Ascomycota; Dothideomycetes; Mycosphaerellales; Extremaceae
Exons: 1
Coding region: 1-582 (193 amino acids)
Source: RefSeq, a predicted model, not a curated record
AUGCCCACCCAACGCUCCUUCUUCAGCAACUUCCUCCUCGCCUUCCGCGCCCACUCGCACCAACAAAUCCCCAAACCCCAACCCUCCCGCUCCUCCAACGGCGUCUCCACCCAAUCUCAAACCCUUUGGACAUCCGCGCAACCCCAACAACCCAGCAAAACGCCCUCGAGCGAGAACGUCACCAGCCCGCGCCCCAUCAACCCGAAAGCUCCACACCAAUACAGCACCUCGCACCAGCAACAACCCAACCUCUCCACAUCCCCUGGCUCAGCGGACCUCCGGCCCGCGCUGCAACACAACGUCAGCCCGUCCACGCACCUUCCCCGCUCGAGUCCGUCGCCCGGCUUACCGGUCUACGGACCGCCGAAUAAACCGCAGCCCUCCUACCCCACAGCAGCGGAGUCACGAAGCAGACGGCGAGGAAGCGAUAGCAGUUCCGACUCCGGAGCUUUCAGGGACAGAGGGGAGAAGUGGUUUGUCGGCGGCAGGACGGCGGCGGGGGAGGAGAAGUAUUAUAAGUUGAGUAUGGUGAAGAGGGAGAGGAGCGCGGAUCGCAUUAGUGCUGAUCAGUUGAGUUUGUGA